AUGUCCAUAAAAUUUAACUUGGGAUCGAAUCCGAAAUACGUUUCCGAUGAAGUCAAAUUAUCGAAACCGCAGAAACCGACGACGUCUAGCAACAGUCAGACUCUCUUCCAAUUUAACAACAUUCCCAGUUUGAUCCCGAAAGAACAGAGCAUUCAAAAGCAACCCACAUUGGAAGCGCCCCCAACAUUGAAAACUGACACUGCCCAGAUUUCCCUUCCUGGCUCGAUAAAGGCCUCCAAGGUUUCAAUUUCCAAACCCACUCAUGUUGACACCAGACCUCAUACUCUUAGUAGUCGGGAACACAAUAUUAUAGCUCCGGUUUUCUUCUAG
Rodentolepis nana is the source of this 330-nucleotide messenger RNA. The record is from the annotation of a GenBank genome assembly. Lineage: Eukaryota; Metazoa; Platyhelminthes; Cestoda; Cyclophyllidea; Hymenolepididae.